Molecule: messenger RNA, 6550 nt
Organism: Solea senegalensis (Senegalese sole)
Lineage: Eukaryota; Metazoa; Chordata; Actinopteri; Pleuronectiformes; Soleidae
Product: nuclear factor of activated T-cells, cytoplasmic 3-like
Exons: 10
Coding region: 1-3216 (1071 amino acids)
Biological process (GO): cytokine production; regulation of transcription by RNA polymerase II; calcineurin-NFAT signaling cascade
Cellular component (GO): transcription regulator complex
Molecular function (GO): RNA polymerase II cis-regulatory region sequence-specific DNA binding; transcription factor binding; DNA-binding transcription factor activity, RNA polymerase II-specific
Source: RefSeq, a predicted model, not a curated record
AUGGCGCUUUUACACAUAGAUCUGGAGCCUGAUGACAACACAUCAUUCUACAUCCUAAAUGUGGGCCAGCCACAGGCUAUUGUCACUAACCACCAGUCGAUUGGCCUGCCCCGUCAUGGCAUGCAGUCUCACUCCCACAUCAUCAACACUUCCCCACGCCUUCAGUCACACAAACCAGGAUGUGAUCCUCCAGGUUAUGGGGCACAAGACUCCAAGUAUGGCUCUUCACCCCUGCUGCCCUCUGCACCUGUGGAGGCACCAAAGGCCUUUGAGUGCCCCAGUAUUCAAAUCACCUCCAUCUCCCCGAGCUGCCAGCAGGAGAUCGAUCCCAGUGAGGAGGAUCUGCAGGCCAAUGGCCCAGAUGGGGACUAUCAUGGUGACAGGCCCCUCUCCAGAGACCACCUGUAUUUGCGGCUGGACCACUCAUACCGGGAGUCUUCGCUUAGCCCAAGCCCAUGCAGCAGUCUCUCUUCUAGGAGCUGGUUCUCUGAUGCCUCAUCCUGUGAAUCAUUUUCACACGUCUAUGAUGAUGUUGACUCAGAGCUGAAUGAAGCAGCAGCCAGGUUUACCCUGGGCUCCCCACUCGCUUCCCCAAGCUGUGCCUCUCCACAAACUGGUGGUGGAGUUCUGGAGGAGCAGCCCCACUGGCAGCACCACCACCAAGCGUUUGGGCAACACUCCCACUCAGUCAGCUUUUCACCUCGACAGUCCCCCUGCCACUCCCCACGUACGAGUGUGACUGAUGAAAAUUGGCUUAGCCCACGGCCACCUUCCAGGCCCUCUUCACGUCCCACCUCACCCUGUGGGAAGAGGCGUCACUCUAGCGCCGAUAUUUGUUAUCCUGGCUCAUUGUCUCCACACCACUCACCCUCCCCAACACCAGGACCUUCACCUAGGGGCAGUGUAACGGAGGACACUUGGGCUGGUAGUCCUUCAGUGGGCAUGUCGCCCUUCCAGUGUUUCCCAUCUGAGGCAGACAUCCCGUCUAAGACAAGGAAAACUUCACAGGACAGAACAACUGUGCAAUCUGGGAAAGGGGAGCUAGGGCUAGAUGACCAAGGAAAUAUGUCUCCUAAUCUAGACUCUCCCACAGAUGAGGCCCUGCACAGCCUGAAGAAAGACGGCCUUGGGGAACAGUUUCUCUCAGUGCCCUCCCACUUUUCAUGGAAUAAACCCAAGCCCGGUCAUACACCUAUAUUCAGGACCUCCUCCCUGCCGCCACUAGAUUGGCCAUUGCCAAACCAAUUUGGCCAGUAUGAAUUGAAGAUAGAGGUACAACCCAAAGCCCAUCACCGAGCACACUAUGAGACCGAGGGCAGCCGAGGAGCCAUCAAAGCAGCGUCUGGUGGCCACCCAGUUGUCAAGCUCCUUGGCUACAGUGAGAAGCCCCUCAACCUGCAGAUGUUCAUUGGAACAGCAGAUGACCGAUACUUGAGGCCACACGCCUUCUACCAGGUGCACCGGAUCACCGGGAAAACUGUAGCCACAGCCAGCCAAGAAAUAUUGAUCACUAGCACCAAAGUCCUCGAAAUUCCUCUCCUGCCUGAAAACAACAUGUCAGCCAGUAUCGACUGUGCUGGCAUCCUCAAGCUGCGGAACUCAGACAUUGAGCUGCGGAAGGGAGAGACCGAUAUAGGGAGAAAGAACACACGGGUCCGCGUGGUGUUCAGAGUCCAUAUCCCUCAACCCAACGGAAAGGUGCUGUCACUGCAGGCUGCCUCCAUUCCUGUGGAGUGUUCCCAGCGUUCAGCACAAGAGCUGCCCCAGGUAGAGAAAUCCAGCCUGACCAGUUGCGCAGCCAGUGGAGGAGAAGAACUGAUCAUCACAGGCUCCAACUUCUUUCCAGAAUCCAAGGUCAUCUUCCUGGAGAAAGGCCCUGAUGGACGUCCACAAUGGGAAGUUGAAGCAAAAAUAGUACGAGAGAAAACUCAAGGAUCUUGCAUUGUGGCGGAGGUUCCUCCCUACCACAGUAAGACUGUGGGCUCAGCUGUGCAGGUGCAGUUUUAUGUAUGCAAUGGCAAGCGGAAAAGAAGCCAGUCACAACGCUUCACUUACCUUUCAGUCAUGGUGAAACAGGAGCACAGAGACGAACUGGACCUUGCCUCAGUUCCCCCUAUGUCCAUGCCCCUGGCACAUGCUCCCAGUCUGGUGCACACCCAGCUGCCUUCUCCUGAGCAGGGCCACCCAUCGGACAACCUUAUGUCCAGCUCCCCUCACGGCCUGGCCACGAGCUCUGGACCUGGCCUGCUACCUCUGCAGGCUUCCUGCCCCUCCCUGGGCUCCCCAUCUUUCCAGCACCUGCCUCACCUUCAGAGUCACAGUUUGCACCACCCCCCUGCAGAUUGCCACAUGACUUUCCACCCGAGUUCUGCUUCUGCUCCUCUUUCUGCGCCUUCCCGACCCUCCUACCAGCCUAUGCAGCACAGCCAUGGUCAUAGCCUGCCUUUCAAUGGUCAGUCCAACCUUCCUCCUCAGGGCUAUGAGAGGAUGCCAUUUCAGCAGAGCCCCAGUGCAGCAUCACACCCAAUGAGUAUGGGGAUGGUGUACCCCUCCUCCCCUUGCUCAUCCCCAUCAGGUCCAUCCCCUUCAAGUUCCAAUCACAUUGCUGGAUCUCCCCAGAACCAGCAACCCCUGCUCUCCCCUUCAUCUCCACACCUCCACUCGCUUGGGGGCUAUCAUUGCUCUCCAAAUGCGUCCCAGGUUCCCUCUGCAAGUGGUCACCCUCUUGUAGGGCAGCACUCCUCCCAGCUGCAGAGGGCUAUUGGUUACCACCCGGUAAGUCAAAGGUCGGCCUCCUGCCCCACACCGACUAGUGCCCCUCCGCCACGGAUGAUCCCCUCUCCACACUCAGGGCCUUCCUCCCCUCAGCUUCACUCGCUGCCCUACCAGUCUCCCACCUCCUCCUCCCCUACUUCAGGUGGCAGUCCUCUGGGGCCACUUCAACAGCAGCCUUCUCCACAGGCAACCAGUCCUGUCAUGGCAAGCCUGUCCCCAGCAGCAGCAGGCCCUCUGGUUCACCCACUAAGUCCUCAGGGACCCUUUCCAUUGGACAGCGAGAGGCUGAACAUCAAGGAGGAACCAGAGGACAGGGAGCCAACCUUCCGCUCCAUUGGCCUGCAGGACAUCACACUCGACGAUGUGAAUGAAAUCAUCGGCAGAGACAUGUCUCAGUCCCCCGGCGCUCACGUGUCUCCAUCAGCACACAGCCAGUCAUAGUUCAGCUCCACCUCGUCUCCUGCCAUUCUUCACUCCACUCCUGCACUGACUGAUCCUGAUCCUGAUCCUGAUCCUGGCCGACGUCCUGCUCCUGUGUGCGAUGGGAGAAGACUAUAGUCAAAGUCAGAGUAUGGUUGGUGAUUGUGUUCAAUCCUGAUGUACCCGUUAGACCACCAGCCUGACAAGAGGACGCACGUCUGAUGUCAUUUAAAACUGAACGGUGUCUUAUACUCAGCGACACAACAGAACUCACAGCUGUAAACAGAAACAUAUGCAGGAGACGUAACAGCCAUGUAGAUGAACCAUUGUGGAAUAGUCAGGUGCAGUGUAAAAAUGUUGCUCAGUUCUCAGACGUCCAGGCUGGACAAUCAGCUCAGUGCAGACAGGACUACAGGUCGUCCUGCUGCUGUGUCUCUCUCACCAGCUACGUUGACCUCCAGCGAAGACGUCACAACAUAUAUAACAUUAAAAAUGAUUCAGAGAUCUGCUUUCAGAGAGCCACUUCCCAGCUCAACAUGAGACGAUGUAGCAAAACUAAUCAGACUUGAAAUGAGGGCUGGUUAUUGCUACUGAUUUCCCUGAAUCGAUUCAGAUUCGCAAGAUCCCGAUUUGAUUUGACUUCCGAUUUAGAUUUGAUUCCAGUCAAUAUUGAUACAUUCAGUGCUAUUUCAGUGUCCGUACCAAUUACCAAACGAUUGCUGCAUUACGUUUUGUAUCUCUUUAACCCGAUGCAUCAUUGAAAAUGUGUUUUAUAACGUUUGUAUUUAAAAAUUGACCCCAAAGUAGUUACAUGAAUGCACUUUUUUUUUUUUUUAUACGACCACACAGUACAACUACACAGCACAGUUGUAGAUUAUAAUUCAAACCUUAAAAAUCCCUUUGAGUCACAAUAUUACAGCCUAGAAGUGCAUCAGGCAGGACGCAAACUAAAAUGUCCUCCUGAGUAGACAAUCACGACGCCAAAGCACCUGAAACGUGGUGUGUGGAAGUAUUUCUGGUUCUACGCCAUAGAUGCUGCGAUAUUCUAAUGUCAUACGCAUUCCAGAACGGGUGUCCUUCCUGUGGACACAAGAUGGCUGCCUAUGAAAACCCCAACUUCUAUUUUAAAGAAAUAACACACACAUGGGUAGUGUGUUCAAUUUAUGGUAUUAACCCCUCUUAAACGAGUCAAUAUGUGAAAUUUGAUUACCAAAUUCAAACUGUCAGGUCAGUUAAAAGAAUCACAGUCCAGUGAUGACGACAUCACGUCCACAUGUCUGGUUUUUCCCCCCUUUGAAAUAAUAAAUGGAUUAAAGAGUGAGUGCAGCAGCCUGGCAGAGAGAAACCAGCCGCUCUGGCGUCGCUCUGGGAUCUGCAACAUUCCGCUACUUGUAGUAACCUUGCAGCCGUGUUGACAUCAGCACUCGUCUCCUCUGUCCGUCCGUCCGUCCCGUCCCCUCUUCACGCCGUCCUUCUCCUUCUUUGUCUUCACAGUCACGGUGAACAAAAUGCCUUAUACACAUUCUAUCGCAUCUUAGAAUAAUAUUGGCCACGGCUUUUCCCCUUCAGCCGACGUUUGAGUUUGAAUAUUUCUCAGUAAAGCGAGAGUCGACGUGUGCGGAUGUUGUUUCAACGAGGGAUUCAGGACUGAAGUCCGUGUCCCCGAUAUUUGACAGAUGCCCCGAUGUGUCCGCGUUACAGAGAAGUGUUUGUCCACAGAGACCGAUGACACGCUCUCAUGUUUCUGUCCAUGCAAUAACUUAUACUUAUAACCACGUUUCCCAGUGACCUUGGUGUGCCUUCCGUUAAUGAGCAGGCAAAAUAUUGUAAAAGCGUUUUAUACACACACACACAAAUACGUCUUGGAUGUAAGUAUUGACUCCUCGCUUUUUUUCUGUAAUGAACAAGGUCAAAUUCCUAGAGUCCAGACAUCUGGAUGUAGCGGGGUCUUCCACAUUCCCCUGUGUGACGUAUUCAUUCAUUCAUUCAUUCAUAUUUCAGAUGCCUGUUUGGCAGCAGCAAUAACACACAGUCCUGAGAGGAAACACCAGAGUAUUUUCAUGCAGGUUAUGACGAGGAUGUGAACAGAGAGAGAUAGAUUUGAUUUCCAUAUGCGUUUUUUUAUUUUUAUUUUUUAUUUUUUUUUGCCUUAAGCUUGACAAUGACGCUCCUGCGUGUGAGAGCUGAGGAGCGUUGCAUAUGACAGUUUGAAGUCAGUUUCCAGGUGAAAAUGAUUUUGCUAUGCAUAAGAAUUUUACCUAAUGCCUUUAAAAAAAAAAUUUAAAAAAAGGAAAAAAAAAUAACAAAAAAGAAAAAGACAAAAAAAAGACAAAGACCUCGAUGCCUGUAGAUCUUGGCUGCAGACGUGUAGAUGCUUGAUUGUCCAUCAGUCGGUCGCUCCUGUUGUGGACACAUCAUGGACAGACAUCUUAACAGGCUCAAUUAUACUGUAUGUGUGUGUGUGUGAACGGAUGACUGGUGUCUCCACCAAAUAUGCUGUACAGAAGACGGGGGGGGGGAGGAAAAAAAAGUCCUAUUUUCAACAACACAAGCACACGCGUGUAUUUAAUCUAUGCAAACUAUAAGAAGCAAAUGUGAAAUAUGACAUUUAACGUGAGAAAUUAGAUUAUUUGCAUAUAUUUGUAAAGUCGCUUGGGGAACUCGCACGCCUAAACGGGAAGAAUAAACAUUCAGAUAGUGAGAGGAUCAUGUCGAUUUGUAAACUAAUAGGAUGCCUUAACUCUUGUGUGUCUGUAUGCUGUUCAGAGUUGAUGAUAAGACAUGCGUCGCUAACUGUUGUCGUUAUUAUGUGUUUGUUUAUUGGGGGGCAUAUGACGCUGGAGCUGCAGCUUAAAAAAAAAAGAAAAAAGACUUGAGUCAAUAAAAAGGAAAGAAGAAAGAAAAACAGCGUGGACAGUAAAGUGUCUCUGUCUGCUGUUCUCUUCUGUUUUAACCAAAGACCGAACAAUGAUGUUCCCAUUUUACACAACAGUCAAGCAACAGAGACUCUUCUACUCUAUUUUUGAUACUUUCAAAUGGAUGUCAUUCCUAAAAGGUUGUGGACAUGCAUGGGUAUGUGUAUGUAUAUAUCUAUAUAUAUAUACUUCUAUAGAUAUAUACAUAUAAAACCAUACAUUAAAGAACUUGUUUUGUAACAUAAAAGGGAAAUACAGGUUUAGCUGAUGUUUACCGAGCCUUGUAUUGUCAUUUCUUGUAUAUUUUGUAUGUUAUAAUUUUUUUUUUUUUUGUAAUUUUUAAGACUGCAGUGCUUUUUUUUUGAAAAUAUUCAAAGGGAAAACCUUGCAUCAUAAUGUAGGCUCUAAAGUAGUGUAUAUCAAUAAAACAGAAAAGCUCC